UUUAUUUGCGAAUAAAUUUUUUUUAAAAGAACGUUAUGAUUAAAAAAUGCAUUCAAGCUAUGGCUGUAGCUAUGGUUGCUCGUGUUGUUUGGUGGUACGGAAUAAGAACAGUUUUAAUAGAAAAACGACAAUCGUCACCAACAAUGUAUCGGGCAGCCGUUUUCGAACAUGUUCCACAAGGAGAUGAAAAAUCCGAAACUUAUCGUGAAAUUAUUGAUAAAAAUCUAAAAAUCUAUGAAAAAGCUGUAGAAAUUGCAUAUCAGAAUGAUGUUGAAUUACUUGUCUUUCCUGAAGAUAGUUUAAUCAAUUCGGAAAAAUAUAAUCGAUCGAUGUUGAUUGAACAUAUUUUAGAACCUAUGCCUGAUCCACGUAAUGGACAACUUGUGAAUUUUUGUGAAACAACUUCCUUGGAUAAAAAGAAAACUUCAGUUUUAGCAACAAUUAGCUGUUGGGCAAUACAAUACAAAAUGUUUAUCGCUUUAGAAUUUGGCGAUAAAGUCAAAUGCGAUAAGAAUAUUGAAUCAGAGUGUCCACCGGAUGGUCAUUAUCUUUUCAAUACUAUUGCAUUAUUCGAUUGGUAUGGCAAUCUUGUGGCUAAAUAUCAUAAGAUGCAACUUUAUUAUGAGUUUCAAUAUAAUAUCCCAACGAAAAAAACUGAAAAUAAUGAUCCGGUUGUUUAUUAUGAUUCUCCAUUCGGUCGGAUAGGAUUUAUGAUUUGUUUUGAUUUGAUGUACAAACAACCGGGUAUAAAACUUGUUGAAGAAUAUGGUGUUCAGACAAUCAUUUUUUCUACUUAUUGGUUUAAUCAUUUGCCUUUCGUUUCGAGUGUUCAAAUGCAACAAGCUUUUGCUUUAGCUCAUAAUAUUAAUUUUAUAUGCGCUAAUACACAUAUACCAAAGACAGGAACACUCGGUAGUGGAAUAUAUUCCGGAAAAUUUGGCGCAAUCAUUUAUACGAAUAAUCCGGACAGCAAUUCUAAAUUAGCUAUAGCAACAAUACCAAUUGAUCUAAGAAGCAAAGAAUCAACAUUCGAUGUUCAUAAAACAAAACCUAAAUUAUUUGUAGUGUUUAGAAAUAAAACUCGUCAAGAAUUACAAAAUAAUUAUUUGAAUCCCAAUGAUUUACAAUCGAUAAUAUUACUGAAUUUUCAUCAGAAUCUAACCGGUUCAGUAAAAUGGUGCUUUCCUGGUUCACAUUUAUGUUGUCGACUUUAUUAUGAGCUCAAGCAUAUUUCGCAGAACGAAAAGGCCAUAUUUGCAUUAGUGACUGGAGCGUCACUUUCCGGAGCUAUCGGGCAGUCAAGAUAUCCCAUUUUUCAAGAAUACUGCGGUAUGGUUCAAUGUGAAUCAAAAAAUUGUUCACAAUUUAGUUCGAAUAAUGGAAUUGAAUUCAAUUAUAUAUUUUUAAGCACAACUUCAAUGAGUCAUUAUGUAUAUCCAUCUGUUAUCGGUAAUAAUCAACGACUUUUACCGAUUCGAAAAGAAUGGAUUUAUCAACGUUUAGAACCGGAUGAAAAUAUUAUUCGUGUUCGUCCAACGCAGCCGAUUGUAGCUGUAACUUUAUAUGGACGAAAUUAUGAUAAUGAUCCAGUCUAUGUACAUUGAUAAAUAAAAUCUUUAUUUACCAUAAACAAGAAAGGAGUAAAAUAUUUUCC
This is a messenger RNA of Dermatophagoides pteronyssinus (European house dust mite), 1654 nucleotides long. RefSeq names its product pantetheinase-like. The record is from RefSeq and is a predicted model, not a curated record. NCBI's taxonomy places the organism in Eukaryota, Metazoa, Arthropoda, Arachnida, Sarcoptiformes, Pyroglyphidae.